CUCGUUCAGCUGACUUGCAGCCUAGCUUCCUCUCCGGGAGCUUUCUGGUUCUGCAGACCGGGGAGGAGGAAGGCUUGUGACGGCGCCGUGAAGACCCCGGGAGCCGCCCGGUAACUGCUGUGCACCGGGAGCAACGGCAGCAGCCGCGGAUGCGGAUUGUUUACACCAGACGGUCAAGCUUUUCCUGUUUCCUCGCGCUCGCCUGGACCGAGCAGCCCUGCCGCAGAUAGCCUCGGCGGAGCGGGGCUGCUGAUGGCCGUGGAGCUCCUACCGGCCUCCGUCAUCACCGCAGCCGCCCGUUAGAGGACUACGGACAGGAACUUCGUGGUUCCGCCGCCGGUGGUCCCGCAGGGAGCUCGGAGGAAGUAGCGGCGGAAGAAGGCGCAGCAUCGCGCCGUGCAUGGUGCUGCGGUUCGGGGCGCUAGUGGAUGCGCAGACGGCGCUGACCCAGAGAUGGCUGUUCUCAAACUGGCCGACCAGCCUCCUCUUAUCCAGGCGAUCUUCAGCGGAGACCCCGAAGAGAUCCGUAUGCUCAUAUACAAAUCUGAAGACAUCAAUGCCCUGGAUCCAGAGAAACGCACCCCGCUGCAUGCCGCAGCCUUCCUGGGAGAUGCAGAGAUCAUCGAACUCCUCAUCCUCUCUGGGGCCAGAGUCAAUGCCAAAGAUAACAUGUGGCUUACCCCUCUGCAUCGCGCCGUGGCGUCCCGCAGCGAGGACGCCGUGCGGGUUCUGAUCCGCCACUCUGCAGAUGUCAACGCACGGGACAAGAACUGGCAGACGCCGCUGCACGUCGCUGCAGCCAACAACGCCCUGAGAUGCGCCGAGGUCAUCAUCCCACUGCUGAGCAGCGUGAACGUGUCGGACCGCGGCGGACGAACGGCGCUGCACCACGCUGCCCUCAAUGGCCACACAGAGAUGGUGAACCUUCUGCUUGCUAGAGGGGCGAACAUCAACGCCUUCGAUAAGAAGGACGGCCGAGCGCUGCAUUGGGCUGCCUUCAUGGGCCACCUGGACGUGGUGCGUCAGCUGGUGAGUCAAGGUGCAGAGAUCAGCUGUAAGGACAAACGGGGAUACACGCCUCUGCACGCCGCAGCCUCCAGUGGACAGCUGACUGUGGUCAAACACCUGCUCAACCUGGCUGUGGAGAUCGACGAGGCCAACGCGUUUGGGAACACGGCGCUCCACGUGGCCUGCUUUAACGGCCAGGACGCCGUCGUCAGUGAACUGAUCGACUACGGCGCCAACGUCAGCCAGCCCAACAACAAAGGCUUCACCCCCCUGCACUUCUCUGCCGCCUCCACGCACGGAGCGCUCUGCCUGGAGUUCCUGGUCAACAACGGGGCUGACGUGAACGUGCAGAGUCGAGACGGAAAGAGUCCGCUUCACAUGACGGCAGUUCACGGGCGCUUCACACGCUCCCAGACCCUCAUCCAGAACGGAGGAGAGAUCGACAGCGUGGACAAGGAUGGCAACACUCCGCUUCACGUUGCCGCCCGCUACGGUCACGAGCACCUCAUUAACACGCUCAUCACAAGCGGAGCAGACUGCACCAGACGAGGAGUUCACGGGAUGUUUCCACUCCACAUGGCAGCCUUGAACGCUCACUCUGACUGCUGCAGGAAGCUGCUGUCCUCGGGUCGGAGGUUUACCAUAAUGUGUAACGACUCGGUCCUGUCCGCAGGCUUCCAGAUAGACACCCCGGACAGCCUGGGGAGAACAUGCCUGCACGCAGCUGCUGCUGGAGGUAAUGUGGACUGUGUCAAACUGCUUCUGAGCAGUGGGGGAGAACACAACCGGAGAGACAAGUGUGGCAGGACGCCCCUUCAUUACGCCGCUGCCAGCCGUCACUUCCAGUGUCUGGAGACGCUGGUAGCUUGCGGCAUCGACAUCGAUGCCACCGACCAGUGGGGGCGCUCCGCCCUGCACUACGCUGCUGCCUCAGACCUGGACAGGAGGCGCCGCGUUGCUCUGGAGCCAGAGAGCGAGGGAGUCCAGGCGGAGAGAGAGAAGGAGGCAGCGCUAUGUCUGGAGUUCCUGCUGCAGAGCGGAGCGACCGCCGCGCUGAAAGACAAGCAGGGCUACAGCCCCGUCCACUACGCCGCCGCCUUCGGACACCGGCACUGUCUGGAACUGCUGCUGAACAGAGACGACGGUCAUCAAGAAGAUCCCGAGUCUCCUCACGCCAGGAGCCCCCUGCACCUCGCUGCAUACCAUGGCCAUGCCCAGGCUCUGGAGGUGCUGCUGCAGGGGGAGAGAGAGGUGGACCAGGCAGACGAGGCAGGAAGGACCCCCCUGGCCCUGGCCGCCCUGAGGGGCCACACUGACUGCGUUCACACGCUCCUCAGCCAGGGGGCGUCGCCCCACUCCACCGAUCAGCAGUACGGUCGCUCGCCUGUGCACCUGGCAGUGAUGAACGGUCACACGACGUGUGUGCGCCUCCUGCUGGAUGAAUCGGACGGCGCGGAGCUCAUUGACGCCGCCGACUCUCAGGGACAGACUCCUCUGAUGCUGGCGGUGGCUGGAGGACAUGUCGAUGCUGUGUCGCUGCUGCUGGAGAGGGAAGCCAGCGUUAACCUGGCUGACAGCCACGGCCUCACAGCUCUCCACCUCGGGCUGCUGUGUGGUCAGGAGGAGUGCAUCCAGUGUCUGCUGGAGCAAGAGGCCUCGGUGUUGCUCGGAGACUCACGGGGCCGCACGGCCAUCCACCUGGCCGCCGCGCGAGGCCACGCCUCCUGGCUGAGCGAGCUCCUGAGCAUCGCCUGCUCAGAUUCUCUGUCUCUGCCACCGCUGAGAGACCACGGCGGGUACACCCCUCUGCACUGGGCCUGCUACUACGGCCAUGAAGGCUGUGUUGAGGUGCUGUUGGAGCAGAAAGGCUGUCGGUGUAUCGAUGGGAAUCCUUUCACGCCCCUGCAUUGUGCAGUGUUGAAUGAUCAUGAGGCGUGUGCGUCGCUGCUUCUGGAGGCCAUGGGAUCGGACAUCGCCGGCUGCAGUGAUGCGAAGGGCAGGACUCCUCUACACGCUGCAGCCUUCAGCGGUCACGUAGACUGCAUCCAGCUGCUCCUCGCCCACGAUGCACCCGUAGACACUGUAGACCAGUCAGGUCGCACUGCACUGAUGAUGGCGGCAGAGAAGGGCCGGGCCGAAGCUCUUGAUCUGCUGCUGACCUGCCCCAAUGCCGACCUCAGUCUUACAGACCAAGAUGGCAACACAGCCCUCCAUCUGGCUUGCAGGAAUGGGAAAGAAGACUGUGUGUUGCUGAUCAUGGAGAAGCUGUCUGACGCUUCUCUCAUAAAUGCCACAAACGCAGCACUGCAAACGCCGCUCCACCUGGCAGCUCGCAGCGGCCUGAAGAAGGCGGUCCAGGAUCUGCUGUCCAGAGGAGCCAACGUUCAGACAGUAGAUGAGAACGGUCUGACCCCUGCUCUGGCUUGUGCUCCUAGCAGAGAGGUGGCUGACUGUCUGGCUCUCAUUCUGGCUACCAUGAUGCCUUUCUGCUCCCCUUGCAGCUCUGGAGCUCCCUCCCCAGGCUCCCUGCUGAGGCAACUGCCCCACCAGGGGGGUAAAGGCGUGGCCGCCGGCCCUCGGGGACCACGCACCCCCAGGAACCCCUCGGGACCUUCCAGCGAGGGAACUACUGAGAAUGACUCGGAGGACUCUGAAACGUUUUGAUGCAUCUCUGAGCAGACUCUGGCUUCUUACCUCAAACUCUCUUUUUACCUGGACUUCUCAGCAGAAGGAUGUUUCUGCGAUGCAGAGUGGAUAUUUGUUGUAAUGGAGCUCCAAGGGAUUCAGUAUUAAGUAAAGAAGCAACUUUACAAUCAUCAUAUACGAAAAAUAUAAAAUAAUGAUCUCAGCAAAUAAUUUCUAAUUUAUUCUCUAAUUAAUUUAUAUUUACCUCUGCUUUUUUACAGAACAAUAUUUGUCUGAAUCUAUUAAAAACUAAAAACUAAAAAUCUGUUUUCUAACAACCAAAUUUUGUUUAAAUAUGUGAGGAUUUUCCAAGGAAGGCAUCCUUUUAAGAAGAAACUUUUCAUGCCUCAUGGAAAAGUAAAAUUAAAGACUAACUUUUUAGAUUUAAAAAAUUUAGAUUAUUGAAAAAAACGUCUAUAUGUUGUACAUGAUAGUGAAGCGGAAAUCUGUAAAUCUGCUGGGAAUGUGGAGGGUUUGGAUUGAUCGUUGCUGCCGAAAGAUGACACGUUAGGUGUGUUUCCACUGAAGGAACAUUUUUCAGGUCACUGUGGCCAUUUUUUUUUUUUUUUUUUGGAUCUGAUCGUUUCCGCCUCAGGGACAGGGACCAAAUCAGGUUAGUGUUUAAAUUUACCCCAGAAAAUUGUCCUGGUAGGGAGGUAGUACUUUAUGAAUAGAUUCUGAACUUUGGGUGCAGUUUUGUGGUGGUUCAAUAUUUAUUCAUUAAUUUCCCAGUUAAUGACCCUUGAUAGUUCACAUUUUCAUUUUGACUUAAAAUUUUUAAGCAGGAGCAAUUGGUGUUUCCCCCCAAACAGACACAAUUUAAACUCUGCCCCUGAACGUCUGGGUUUUACAUUGUUGUUAUUCAAAUAAAUGUAUUAAAAUCAGUCACCUUAGUCGAAUAUUUCUUAAACAAAGAAAUGAAGCCUGGACCAAUACUUUCACUAUCUGUUGGAGGUCAUGAGAGGAAUGAUUAGGGAUUUAAAUGGGAUUGUUAUAUUUUACAGAGAUUGUCUUUCAAAACACAAACUCAAACAAUUGCAACAGCCCAGGAUUUGUUUUAACACAUUUCAUGGUUAAUAGCAGAAGACAAGCUCCAAUUAUUACAAAUGUGUGAAGAUUACAAAUAUCCCCUGAUUUGAAGAGACUUUAACUCUGUUUCGGAGACUAGCCAUUGUAACAUAUUCAACUUAGCUUUUAAACCAUAAGCACUAUGCUACAAUCUGAAAUUAAUGCUGCAUUGAUAUAUCUUUUUCUUUAUCCAGUUCCAGUGUUGAGCAGUUUACCUGGCAAUAGUGGUUGUAUUUGCUAGCUUAGUACAUUGCAGUUGCUGCCCUCUCAGAGUUGGCCACGGAAAUUUACAUAGCCUGGUUUUGGGCCUCACAGUGGAAACACAAGCACCUAAUGGACAUGGUGAAAUAAAAGGCUCUUGAAAUUUAGGUUCUGGGGGACACUGUUUUUGAACAAAAGUUGAAACGCACCUAUUUAUGGUUCCAUGUAACUUUAAAAGCAGUAAGAAGACUUGCUUAUACUAAACAUCCUGCAAUGAUGGAAAUUAAUUAAAAAAAGUAGUGGUAUUUUUUGUAGUUAGUUUUUGUUUUAAACCAAUGAUGUAGUUCAAUUCUUAAACAUCGAACCCUUGGGGCUCCACGUCUUCACUUUGCGCCUGCAGGCAGUUGAUCUUCUCAGUGAUGGACGUCCUGCAGCUCUUCUUUAAAUCUUCCCUGGACCAGUGGCCGCAGCCCAAACACUUGGUCCGCAAACAUGAAGAGUCGGAUCAGGACUGGUCACUGCUCCGGUCUGCAUGCUUGUGCUGAUUGACACCACGGUCCAUUCGUUCACUCACGGGUGCUUAAAUCCAAACUAACCUUGGUACUUAACAUCUGCACGGCAAAGCCAUGCCAUUCUGAAACAAGAUUUCUUUUAAAAAGCCAUUUUAACCGUUUGUACACAAUGCAGAUCAUUAAGAAAUUCAAGCAUAAUUUUAAGCUUUUUAAAAAAAACAAAAAACAAAAAAAACUUGUACCAAAUAUUUGACUUCCAUGCAUAAAUAAUUAACAUGUACUGAAGGGUUACAUGAACAGGUACUUUUUGAAAUGUUUUACCAGCUGAAGCACAAAUUUGGAGUUGGCUGUUUGGUUUGACGACGUGUCCAGAAUGUGAAUAGUAUAGCCUCAACGAGAUGUUUAGUAGUUUUGAUGUUCACCAGGAGAGAGGACUUAACAUGACGGGUACAUCUCAGUUCUGUCAACAGAGAAAAGUCACACACAUCAUUCGCUCUAACAGCAUUUUAGCUGAAGAUGGAGGACGGUACAACAUACGCUAUCGAUGGCUCCCACUUGGCUCUCACUCCACAAGAGUGAGAGCCAUGUGUUACCUGUAUUUCUCACACUGCCCAGACAAAUCUCACUCCAAAUAAGUAAAAAGUGCCUGCGCUCAAAGCAAACACUUAUUCUGUGUGUGUUAUCCAGCUAACACAAACCACUGUUGCGUUAAAAAGCUUACUAGUUUCUGUGUUGGCCCCAGUGGAAUUACAUUAGCAUAUGUUUAGAUACGUUUGCCUUAACGCAGAAUAGUGUCUGUGUGAGCCAAAGGAAGCUAAUGCUAACCAUUUUGUGGACUUUGACAAGAUAAUGUUAGCUGUUUUAAACAAAACCCAUAAACUGCUGUUAGCCUAAAUACUUAUAGCAACUCAUUUUGCCUAACCAGAAAAUGGCACCCGUUGUGGUAAACAAGCUAACGUUAGCCAAUAAUGAAGAUGAUGCUGUUUCCUGUCUCAGUCUGAACAAGAAAAUGUUUGCUGCUAUUUAGAAAGCCCUGGGAUGAGCUAAGCAGCUACAUUAGCUUAAACAAGAUAAGCUUUGGUUGCCAUCCCCCGGCAUUAGAGUCCAUCACAGGACAUGGUUUGGCUCCUAUAGGAGAACCACUCAAAAGCUGACGUUCAGAAUCAAAAAGUCAAAUUGAAUAAGGAGUUGUGCAAUGACUUUUUGGUUCAUCUCUGGUUUCCUCAAUCUCUACAAUGAGCUGAAACAUUUCUAAACCUGAAAAAGGCCCUGGACAGUCAGUAUUAUACGCCAGUAUUAACCAAUAUAUAACUUUACUGAUAACCAAGAAGGUUCAUCUUUGAGACUGGUUAUUUCACAGAUAGGAUGUCUCCUAUCAACUUUUCAUCAAUUUGUACCUGCAAGGGGGAUGUUUUGUAUCCACUUUGACAACAGGCGAUUAAGGGUUUUCUGUACUCUACCCAUAGUUUACUGCAAAGAAACUCGACUCAAUAUUAUUAUCAACCAGCAAGAGGUCCGUUAGUUGUUGUUGUUAGAUCAGGUGUCAUAAUUCGUCAGAUUUUAUAGGAUUCAACUGGUCCAAACAAGGAUCAGAACCGGAAUAGAUAAAAACAGGGUGUAAAUGGAAAGUAAAAAAAUUUUUUUACAACUACAUUAAAAUAUAUAGUUGUAUCAGCAUAGUAUGGGUACCUCAGUAAUAAUUUAACAAUACUUGACUCUACAAAAACAUAAACAAUUACAACAGUUUAAGAACACGGGAACAAAAAGGUUUUUACUGGUAUGAAAAGGUAUCAGGACGAAGAUGCAAAGUGUGGGUAAAAAAUGGGCAUAGCUACACAUUUACCAAGAUCCCUCUGUAGAUAUUAAAGUAUGUAAAGUUUUAUACAGUGCAAUCUCUCCUCUCUUGAACAUGAUCUAUGCGAGUCCCCUAAAAUGUUUCCACCACUAGAUCUCUGGAGGCAGCAGCUACUGCGACAUAAAUGUUUCAAGCCUCAAAACUCAGACCCCAGGUGAAAAAAAUCGCACAGCUGGGAAAAAACUUUUGGUCACAUAAAAUAAAGAUAACUAGCGUAGAAUAUCUGUGGUCCUAAUUUUUAGAUAUCGGCAUGGGUAUCGGCCAUAGAAAACCCCAAGUCAGUUGACCUCUAAUCCAGACACACCGGGCCAACCUCCAAAUGAUGUGGAGAGUGAUCCGUUGAGGGAACGGGGGUGUACCUGUCGACGAGCGCAGUAUUUGUGCAGAUGUGGAUGAAUGAUGAGAUUAUCAAAUAGAAUUACGCGUUUUGUCCUGCAGUCUUAAGGGGCCUCCUGCACUUUGACCACUCCAUGUGUACCACCUGUUUGUGCAUGUUUGCACACGUUACAAUUUAGAGUAGCACCGUUUUUAGAUUCUACAAAAAAAAAAAGACCAAAUGUCUCUUGUGGUGAAAAUGUCUUUUUAGCUCAGUUCUUUGUGCUAUUUAUUAAUUUCAUCAGGAUGGUACAAAUACUGCCAGCACUUAAAUGUAAAGUUACCCAGGGCCUUGACCACUGUCCCUCCCCCUUCCUCUCCUUCAUUUGUCUGCCCACCAGCAACGUGCCAUCGUCUCUAACAUGUCCAGUGCCUUGAUGUUGACUCACGUGGUUUUAUUUUAUAGCAUUUUCUAUUUGUAUGUAAAUUCCAGUAACGUGUUAAAGAAUAAGUUCACCAAAAGCUCCAGAUGGCUCGCACGUUAGUAAAAUUCCCCUCACGCUUGCAGAUUCUUAGCCUUGGGUUUACUCUUUGAAUCUUUGUCUUCAGUAAAACCAGGUCGUUAAUCGGGAUGCCAUCAGAAAUCAAGUUAUGUCAUUGUGUGAAUUUAUUCCUUAAUAUGUUGAUCCCAGUUUGAGACAGGUUUUUACUUUGAAUGCGAAAAAUUUAGAGGAAGUGCUUUUAUUUCAGUUUUCUCCUUCCUGGCUGGAGAUUUUCCUUUGUCAAAAUUCACUGCCAACAUUCUUCGUGAGACCAAAACCGGACAUGCGUUUAGCCGUCUCGUGUGCCAUUACUCCAGAACCCACGUACCUGUACUUAUUGGUGACAAGCAAAGGAAUAUCUCCAGGGUUGUCUUUAAAGUUCUGUGUGUGUGUGUGUGUGUAAGUGGGCUUUAGGUACUGAUAUGAAAACGACUUUAUUCAGUGUUGAUGCAAAGCUUUGUACGAAAAGACUAUCUGUGACUGAUGUUUGGGUUCAAAUGAUGAACCGAUGAGCACACACGCUGUCGGCAAGCACAGCGUUUUAUCUGCCUCUGAGUCUGAGUCUGGCCACCAGUAUUAUUAUUGUACCUGAAGAACUUGGACAGUCCUGACAAUCUCCAUCGUCACUUGUCUGAUGAUUUUCAUACCAGUUCCUGAUGCAGUAUGACAUGCUGAGGGCUGUUUGUUAGCUACCCUUCUUUUAUAGAAGCUGUGCAAAUAAAACUAAAAUCUGUUUGGA
This is a messenger RNA of Fundulus heteroclitus (mummichog), 8925 nucleotides long. It is a transcript of the gene ankrd44, whose product is annotated as ankyrin repeat domain 44. Bases 454 to 3672 code for a protein of 1072 amino acids. The record is from RefSeq and is a predicted model, not a curated record. Gene Ontology annotation, molecular function: protein binding. NCBI's taxonomy places the organism in Eukaryota, Metazoa, Chordata, Actinopteri, Cyprinodontiformes, Fundulidae. Gene Ontology annotation, cellular component: cytoplasm. The transcript has 28 exons.